CAAGGUCGGCUUAACAACUCGGAAAGCCGGCGCCAAGUCGUCAAAACUUACCCCGAGCGCGGCUUACUCGAUGAAUUGAAGCUCUGCCGCGUUGAAGAUUGCAGUUUCUUUGCUGAUUCCGAGGGGUACAUCGCUGCAAUGCCCGCCUUAACACAUUCCGAAGUGUUGUCCGUAUUCGAAUCGCUCGCCCGAGAACUACUUGUCGCCUGCUGCGAGUCGCUAGACGCCGCCGCGCUUUUUAUCACCAACGGUGUUGAUGGCCGCAAGGGCCGCCCGCUUGAUGCUCAUCUAUUCGUGGUGAAGCACCUGCUGAUCUUGCGCGAGCAGACGGCACCCUACAGAUCAGCAGCUACCCGAAGUGGCCAGAGCACGAUCCACUCCCGCGAUUUCUCGUUGUCACUCACCAAAGUGCGCGACUCGGCCUCGAACUUCAUCUACAACAUGUCCACCGAUGCGUUUCUGGAGUUGCUUUUUAGCGUGUCGGCUCCAGUCCAAGUUUGUGAGGUGGUGGGUGAUAGUCGUCGUGUGGUCGACAACAGCCUACGAACAAGGUGCAACCAACUGAUCGACUGCUGCGCCGGCUUGCUGGCACGAGAUUUUGAGAAAUUGGUGGCCGACUUUGAACAAGAGGCUAAGAAAGAAGGGUUCGCCAUCGCUCGCUUCCCUCAAUUUUCAUCGGAGAAGAUCCGGGAUUGCGCUGCGGAAACCCAGCGUCGGUUGGGGAAAGAAUGGCCGGUGAUCCGCGCGUCUUUCUCGCUCUACAUUGGCGUGGCUGAGACGGAGGCCAUAUUGUUGCAGCCAGUGAAGAAGCGCAUCGUCGAUUUAUUCGGUCGGGCGGCCGCGCUGACCGCACGUUGGCUUGGUGAAGAGGGCGUCUCGAUCACGGCCAUUCCAUCGCCACAACACAUCCACCUACUCCUCAACAAAGCC
Molecule: messenger RNA, 930 nt
Organism: Mesorhabditis spiculigera
Lineage: Eukaryota; Metazoa; Nematoda; Chromadorea; Rhabditida; Rhabditidae
Source: the annotation of a GenBank genome assembly